AUGUCGAGCGCUGGUGGCCAUAGACCCAAGCCUGCGACGGCUAAAUGGGGUGCUGCUUGCGCGCAGUGCUCUAUAGCAAAGGCCAAAUGCAUACGGUCAAACAAUGCGCCUGGAUCUAAAUGCGACAGUAGAACUGCUCAAAUAGAGGAAAGACUCAAUGGAUUGGUCAACCUCCUGAAAGCAGGCGGAUUGACUAAUGCCGACCUAGCAACUGAUACUACCUGUAUCCCAACUGAGGUAGACCCUCAUGUUACUGAUCAACAGAAGCCUUCGUCAAAGGAGAGUGAACCUUCAUUUGUAUCCAACACUGAAGGGUGGGCGAUUCCUGAUACAUACAACUCUUACGCGCCGCCGCAAUGUAUCUGCAGACAGAUUAGUGGAGAAGUUCCUCCUCCACCAGGUUCAGACCAAGAGCUUCUCAACCUCUAUCGAAAAGAGUUCCAGGCUCUGAACCCCUUUGUUAUUAUACCUAAUGGUGUUACAGCGGCCAAACUAAGAGAAACCAGACCCUUUCUCAUGGCCUCUAUACGAAUGGUUACGUCAAAUCGUAGUCUGCGAUCCAUGAGAGCUCAGAUGUACCAUUUGAUGAAACACGUCGCAGACCACAUGCUCAUCCGAUCCGAGCGAUCACUAGACCUUUUGCUAGGUAUAAUUGUCAUAGUUACGUGGUAUCAGUAUCACUGCUUCAUGCAUGCUCAACUUAAUAACCUGAUUGCUUUGGCCACUACACUCAUUGGCGAGCUGGGCUUGAACCGAAGUCCUACUGUUCAUGAACGGACUAGCUUGAUGGUUGUAAUACCAUUCCAGCCCAAAGCGCGUUGUCUAUCUAUGCUUGAACAGGAGAGGGAAUAUGAGACAGAUGUGCGACUCGUAGCACUCGUUCGUAUACAACACUUGGCUGAGCGCAUCUCACAACUCAAUGCCCCUGACGAACCUACAGAGGAAGUUGUUGGGUUUCCAACAGCGCCAACGUCAGCCUAUGUUUCCGCGUUUCAAACCGAACUCGACAGGAUACGGAAUGGGUUGCCCCUUGAAUUGCAAAACGACAAUGUGAUAAAAAUGUUUCUCAAUGCAGUAGUACUCCGUCUAUAUGAACCCCCUUUACUUGAUACUUCUCGAAUAAUCUCAAUGUCGGAAUCUUUGACAACUCCUACAUUAGGGGCUGCCUCGGCACUGGACAUAUUCUACCACUCAAGAAACGCUUUGAAGCAAUUCUUUGAUCAUUGGCUAUCAAUACCGAUCUCUGAGUACCACAGCCAGACCACUGCGGUAGCCGCCCAACUGAUCUAUGGGAUGACAAUGCUUGGCCGGUGGACAAAAUUUACAGCGCAGAUCCCUUUGACAAGACCUCCCAUGCCAAUGCCCGAGGAUACCAGCGCACAGAACCCGAACCUGGAACUAUACAGAGCAGAAUCAGAGCAUUCGACGAGUGUAAGCCCAGCACAUGCUACGCCCUCGGCCACAACGCCCAUUGCGUGUGAAAACCAUUCUCAAGCAGCCAGUCCCAUCUCUUUACGAGAGGGCACAGACCCAAGACUACCGGCUGCAGUAGCUGCCUUGCGAUCGCAGAUUCAAACCCAACCAGGCCUACACUUAGACGUCACGGGGAUACUAUCAGGUAUAUAUUCCAAGUUUGAAGAGGCCAACGCAUCUGUUCAGGUGUCCUCAGCCGAACCUGGUACUUCAGACCACAACGUCUGGAGUAUGAGCGCCAUUAAGGUCAGGAUCACAAGAGCAAAGCUGGAGCGGUGGGUAGAGAUAGUUGCGUCUGGAACAGCGGCGCUUAAGAUCCACGACGGCAAUGUCCGAGACACUGAAAUGGAGGAUCGGGGUACGAGCGAUAACGGGAGAGCUACGGUAGUUGGCACAGCGCAAUCGGGCAACGAGAUACACAUCGACGAUUUCGGAAUGCCUGAUUGGAACGAGAUGCCUUGGAAUCCUGAUAUACUUCAGGGGGUUGACCCGUCGUUAUGGUUCGAUGGAUACCUGGAUUGGGGAGCUGUUAUGAGCUCUAUGAGCAAUAACGAGCAGUGA
This is a messenger RNA of Fusarium poae, 2034 nucleotides long. RefSeq lists its product as uncharacterized. NCBI's taxonomy places the organism in Eukaryota, Fungi, Ascomycota, Sordariomycetes, Hypocreales, Nectriaceae. Gene Ontology annotation, molecular function: transcription cis-regulatory region binding; DNA-binding transcription factor activity, RNA polymerase II-specific. Gene Ontology annotation, cellular component: nucleus. The transcript is spliced from 4 exons. The coding region runs from base 1 to 2034 and encodes 677 amino acids. The record is from RefSeq and is a predicted model, not a curated record. Gene Ontology annotation, biological process: regulation of DNA-templated transcription.